CAUAUUUCGCCAGUUAAUCCAUAAACAAAAUAAAAACGACAAAGCUGUAAAAAGUAGAAAAUGUUCCUUAUUGAAGAAAAAAAUAAACAGCUUUAAAUAUUUUACAAAUAAAGGCAUAAUGUGUCUGAAUAUGGCAAAUAAGUUUCAUGAAUGGAAUCGGAAGAGCCGUACGAUGUUUGGAUUGAUAAUGAAGAAUAUGGACAAUUAUACUAAGCUGAGAAAGGAGUAUGAAAUGAUAAAGUAUAAUAUGGCUCAACUUGCUGAGAGAGAAAGGAUUUAUGAUGAUAGUUUCCUUAUUUUUGACAACAACAAUAUCCUUUUUAAUAAUGGUGUCGCGAAUGAAAAUGGAAAUAACAUAUUUGAAUAUGAAGAUUUUGAGAUAGUUGAGUUUUACGGUAGGAUAAAUAAGGUGGAUGACCGCGAGCUUUUGCUGAUAGGAAUCGAAACUAAGCUUUACGAGAUUCAAGAUACAUUCUUUAAGAGAUGUUUUUCGUUAUAUCAGGAAUUAAAUGAUUAUGGUACGGAGUUGAGACAAUAUCUAUGCAACGACAAGCACACUCUGAAAUCAUAUAAAUAUCGAAAGAAAAAUCUAGGGAAGUUUGUAUGCUGCAGAUAUCAUUUAUUAAAGCGUAUGCUGGAGCGAAUUAACAAACACAAAAAACGCAUCGCUAAAUAUAAUCCUACAUACAAGGAAAAUAAAUGGAAUUAGCGAUGACAUAUUUUUUAUGUAAACUUUUAUAUUUGAUAUUUUAUAUAA
Nylanderia fulva is the source of this 757-nucleotide messenger RNA. The record is from RefSeq and is a predicted model, not a curated record. Lineage: Eukaryota; Metazoa; Arthropoda; Insecta; Hymenoptera; Formicidae.